UAUGACUAUUGAAAUACUAUUUCUUGUUUUGUUCACUAGUUGAAGUGUGGUGUUGUGAAAACAAGUUUACUAAAGCAUGCAUGGAAUUGAAGUUGACGGUUUUUCUAAUGGAAUUAUAGAAAAGACAAAAACUAUGAGGCUCGAAAAUGAUUCUGCAGGCGGUACGUGUUUGGUAUUCGCCCCACCCGCUGAAGAAGUUGGGGUUCUGGCAAAGUAUUUAGCUGUUUUCGAAAAGUAUGGAGUUAAUUUGUCACAUAUCGAGUCCAGACCUUCAACAAGAAUGCCCGAAAAUUACGAGUUUAUGGUAGAAUGUAAACCUUCAGGAAACAUUGCAGGGGCCAUCAAUGAUAUCAAAAACAAAAGUGAAUAUUUGAAAAUAAUUUCCCGAGAUUACAAAGAUAAUAAAGAUUCGAUCCCCUGGUUUCCAAGACGUAUAAGGGAUUUGGACUGUUUCGCAAACCAAAUUUUGUCUUAUGGAGCUGAGCUGGAUAGUGACCAUCCAGGAUUUACUGAUCCAGUUUACAGAGCCCGCAGGAAAUAUUUUGCUGAUAUAGCUUACCACUACAAACAUGGCCAGAAGAUACCUUACGUCGACUACACCGAAGAAGAAAUCGAGACAUGGGGCCAAGUCUUCAGGCAACUGACCAACUUGUAUCCAACCCAUGCUUGUAAAGAAUAUAACCACGCCUUUCCGCUCCUGGUGGAAAACUGCGGUUUCAAAGAAGACAAUAUUCCACAGUUAGAGGAUAUUUCUAAUUUCCUGAAAGAUUGUACUGGAUUCACUAUACGCCCAGUUGCAGGACUACUUUCAUCCAGGGACUUCUUGGCAGGAUUAGCUUUUAGAGUGUUCCAUUCCACUCAAUAUAUCAGACAUUCCAGCAUACCACUUUAUACUCCUGAACCAGACGUAUGUCACGAGUUACUAGGCCAUGUUCCACUUUUUGCCGAUCCUGAUUUUGCACAGUUUGCCCAAGAAAUUGGUCUUGCAUCUUUGGGAGCACCCGACGAGUAUAUUGAGAAAUUAGCUACGUGCUUUUGGUUUACUAUUGAAUUUGGUCUGUGCAAAGAAAACGGACAAUUAAAAGCUUACGGAGCAGGACUCCUUUCAAGUUUCGGAGAGAUUCAGUAUGCUCUGGGAACUGAACCUGAAGUCAGGCCGUUUGAGCCAGCGAAAACAGCUUUGCAGAAGUACCCUAUCACGGAAUUCCAACCCGUUUAUUAUGUUGCCGAAAGUUUCGAGGACGCCAAAGAAAAGAUGAUCAAAUUUGCAGCCACUAUUCCCAGAGAUUUUGGGGUGAGGUACAAUGCGUAUACCCAAAGUAUUGAAGUUUUGGACUCGAAACACCACAUUCAGAGACUGGUCAACAACAUAAACUCCGAGAUAUCGAUAUUGAUAGAUUCCCUCAAAAAGAUAUAACUGCUGACUUCUGUUACUACUGACUAUAAUUAGUAUUAUCGAAUUGAAACGUGCUAAUUGAAAAUUGCCACAUUUUUGACUAUUCAAGUGUAGAUAAUUGUAUUUAUUGUUUUUAUUGACUUCUACUGUGAUAUAAUUGUAGGUAGAUAUUAUAAUAUAUAGGGUUUAACUCUGAUUGCCAAAAACACUGUUCCAAUAAAUAUUUGUUGAACAUUCGAAAAUUUCCAUGAUAACUUAUUUCAUUUCAAAUAAAGUAUUUCAAAAGAAAGAAAUAA
Molecule: messenger RNA, 1692 nt
Organism: Leptinotarsa decemlineata (Colorado potato beetle)
Lineage: Eukaryota; Metazoa; Arthropoda; Insecta; Coleoptera; Chrysomelidae
Product: protein henna
Biological process (GO): L-phenylalanine catabolic process; L-tyrosine biosynthetic process
Molecular function (GO): iron ion binding; phenylalanine 4-monooxygenase activity
Source: RefSeq, a predicted model, not a curated record